AUGCUGCCUGAAACACCAGUCUGGUUCAUCACAGGCUGCUCGACCGGCAUCGGCGCAGCCUUCGCAGCCCAAGCCCACCAGCUCAACCACCCCGUCGUAGCAACAGCACGAAACCCAUCCACACUCUCCUACCUUCCCGACAACAACCCAUCCGUCCUAAAGCUUCAGCUCGACGUCACAUCAGACACCUCGAUCAAUGCCGCGUUACAAUCAGCAGUCGCACACUUCAAGCGGAUCGAUAUCCUCGUCAACAACGCAGGGUACAAUCGUCUCGGCGUGACAGAAGCGGUGCCUGAAUCCGAGGUUCGCGAUAUUAUGGAGACGGUGUUCUGGGGCGCUGCACGACUUACCACGCGUAUCCUCCCUAUCAUGCGAGAGACGAAUGCCCAGCAAGGCAGUAUCGGCGGCACAAUCAUUCAAAUCACAAGCAUGGGUGGGCGCGUCGUAUUUCCCGGAAACGCGGGAUAUCAUGCUGCGAAGCACGCUCUCGAGGCCUUCACCGAAACGAUAAGUCUGGAGGUUCAGCCGGAGUGGAACAUCAAGUUUCUUAUUGUUGAGCCGGGUGGAACGAAGACGCAGUUUGGUGCUGGGCUAGGUCAGGUCACGGGGCAUCCUGCGUAUAAUGAUGAGAAGAGCUUUAUGAGUCAAUUGUUUCAGUUCACCGCGUCUAGGGGGUUUGAUGACGGGUUUGCGAAGGCUGAGGAUGUUGUGCGGACGGUUUGGGGAGUUGUGAAGGGAGGGACCAUGCCGCUGAGGUUGCCAACUGGUGGUGAUGCGUGGAGUAGUAUCAAAGGUUAUGAAAGUAAGAAGAUGGAGGAGUUGGAGGAGUGGAAGGAAGUGAGCGAGGGCGUGGGCGGUAUAGUGUGGACUUGA
Molecule: messenger RNA, 873 nt
Organism: Lithohypha guttulata
Lineage: Eukaryota; Fungi; Ascomycota; Eurotiomycetes; Chaetothyriales; Trichomeriaceae
Exons: 2
Coding region: 1-873 (290 amino acids)
Source: RefSeq, a predicted model, not a curated record